AUGUCUAGUGAGGGAGAAGCAGUAAAGGUGGAAGGUGGACAUAUUUCUGUGACUACUAUCAGUAUGCCGGGGCCAGAUAAUAGUAGUGGGCAAUUCUCAUACAGUUCGAGUGGAGUCCGUAUCAGCGUGUCUUCGGUGCCUCAUGACGAAGAUUCGACUGAUGCUGAAAUAUCGAAGAUUGAUUUUAGUCAACAUCAGUACGAGGUGAACAUGCGCAAUAAAAAGAAGCGUUCCUCCGUUGGAGGUGAUGUGGAACAGGAGAGACCGAUGUCCUGGGAGGGGGAGUUGUCUGACCACGAAAUGGUUAUAGACACCAGUGUCAAUAAUGACGAAAACAGCAAUUCUAUCGAUCUUCAGUCAUCAAGAGACUCAAUAGAUACUCUUCGGAAUGUCACUAUUAAGGCAGAAGCGGUCAAAAAUGAGCCGUUUCAGAGUUUGGAUGAUGAGAGGGUAUUAGACCUGAAGUACGCUCCUCUCCAGCCACACCAACGUAGCCUCAGCAUGAAUAGGAUAUCAGUACUUACUGACACCACGUCACUGUCAAUAGCUCGGAGGCCUUCAUCUCCUACAAGCAGUGCCAAAUCCUUGGCGUUAUCAGACCACUACGAUCAAUCGAUGCCACAUAUCCAGAAUACAAUGACUGAAGUCCAGAACUUAACUAUUAAGAAGGAAAGCCAGCUGUCCGAACUAAAAUGCGAGCCCCUCGGAAUGGAAAAGUUACUCGGCGCGCAUGGCUCUCCGCUCAUGGGCAGGUUACCACGAGUGCAGUCAAGCGCAAGCACAGAUUCCGCUGUACAUUCCAUGUAUACGCACAGUGUCUACAGCAGUCCGUCAGCGAGUCCACGACCCUCGCGUCACUAUACACCAUCACUUUCCAGGAAUAACAGUGACGCAUCACAUUCUUCUUGCUACUCUUACAGCUCUGAAUUCUCUCCCACACAUUCACCAGUUCAGAGCCGGCAUCCCCACGUGUUAUACCGUGAAACAGCAGUAUAUCCCGCCUCUCCUGCGCACGAUGAAGACUCAGAGCAGACUGAUGAUCGUCUUCAUCAUCACCAGGGAAUCAGUCGACAGCAGCUUAUAAAUAGUCCAUGUCCCAUUUGUGGGGACAAAAUAAGCGGUUUCCACUAUGGAAUAUUCUCGUGCGAAUCUUGCAAGGGCUUCUUCAAGCGAACUGUGCAAAAUCGGAAAAACUACAUGUGUUUGAGGGGUGGUAAUUGUCCUGUUACCGUCGCCACUAGGAAGAAGUGUCCAGCUUGCCGUUUCGAUAAGUGUUUGAGCUGCGGAAUGAAGUUAGAAGCUAUAAGAGAGGACCGUACUCGCGGGGGUAGAUCCACGUAUCAGUGUUCGUACUCGCUAUCUGGUGCAGCUUCUACCGGCUCACUAUUAUCUGCGCACGCGCCGGCCACGUUGCGCCAUGCGUCAAGUCUAACUUGUGUUAAUGGUCCAGGAUCGUAUAGCAGUCGAGGGGAGACCAGUAAUAGCCGGCUGACUCCCGACAUUCCGCCAUUAUUGCAAGAAAUAAUGGACGUGGAGCAUCUAUGGCAGUACAACGAAUCGGAAUUGAACAGGUUAGGGAAGUCCGGCGGUAGUCCAUCGACGAAUCCCCUCCUGGCUGCGAGUGGCAUCACCGCGCAGAACUCGAGCGCAGACUUCUUAGCGGACCUCUGUAAUAUCGCGGACCACAGACUGUACAAGAUUGUCAAAUGGUGCAAGAGUUUGCCGCUCUUUAAGAAUAUCUCGAUCGACGAUCAAAUAUGCCUUCUAAUAAAUAGUUGGUGUGAGUUGUUGGUGCUGUCGUGUUGUUAUCGCGGUGUGAGCACGCCAGGGGAAGUGCGGGUAGGUGGAGGCAGAGGAAUUACCCUUCAUCAGAGUGCAAAAUACGGCCUAACUCCAUGUAUAGAAAGAAUGCUCAGCUUUACCGAUCACUUAAGACGGUUGAGGGUAGACAGAUAUGAAUAUGUUGCUUUGAAGGUCAUCGUCCUACUCACUUCUGAUGCGCCGGAGUUACGCGAAGCGGAGAAAGUGCGCGCGUCCCAAGAGAAGGCGUUGGCAGCGUUGCAAGCGUAUACGGCGACGCACUCGCCGGAUACGCCAGCAAAAUUCGGGGAACUGUUACUGCGUAUACCCGAACUACAGAGGACUUGUCAGUUCUUCAUGCAAGUCGGCAAAGAAAUGCUGAACCCCACGAACAAAAAGGACGGGGAAGCCCCAACAUUCAACUUGCUAAUGGAACUGCUUAGAGGCGACCACUGA
Molecule: messenger RNA, 2256 nt
Organism: Leptosia nina
Lineage: Eukaryota; Metazoa; Arthropoda; Insecta; Lepidoptera; Pieridae
Source: the annotation of a GenBank genome assembly